Molecule: messenger RNA, 2157 nt
Organism: Malania oleifera
Lineage: Eukaryota; Viridiplantae; Streptophyta; Magnoliopsida; Santalales; Ximeniaceae
Product: probable phospholipid hydroperoxide glutathione peroxidase
Exons: 5
Coding region: 131-937 (268 amino acids)
Biological process (GO): response to oxidative stress
Molecular function (GO): glutathione peroxidase activity
Source: RefSeq, a predicted model, not a curated record
GUGGUUCAACACCCACCACUCGCCCGACCCAAGCUCCUCUCCAUGUCCCCAUUCAAGCUCUUCCGAAAGACUCCGCGAGUCGGAGCACAGGUUGUGAGUGACUGAGUCCACCCCCAAAGACUCCUUUCCCAUGGCUUUCUCUGCAACUCUGCAUGGUUUCGUUCAACCCAAAGCGAAUCCGAUACAAAACCCGACUGCAAAUUCUCAUUGGCAUGCUUCUCCUUCGAUGGCUUUUCUGAUUCCAACGAGCAAAAUCGCAUAUGGGUCCUCUAAAUCAUUCUUUUUUCGGCGUGGGUAUUCUCUUCAGUCAUCAAAUUUUUCUGGGUCUCUCUUGAGAUCUCGAUCUUCAGGCCUUGUUUAUGCAAGGGCGGCCACGGAGAGGAGUAUAUAUGAUUUCACCGUUAAGGAUGUUGAUGGGAAGGAUGUUUCUCUUGGUAAAUUUAAGGGAAAAGUUCUCUUGAUUGUUAACGUUGCUUCAAAAUGUGGUUUGACGACAUCAAAUUACUCAGAACUCUCGCACAUAUAUGAGAAGUACAAGACUCAAGGAUUUGAGAUUCUAGCUUUCCCUUGCAAUCAGUUUGGGGGCCAAGAGCCUGGAUCUAAUCCAGAGAUUAAGCAGUUUGCUUGUACAAGAUUUAAAGCAGAAUUUCCAAUAUUUGAUAAGGUCGAUGUGAAUGGGCCGAAAACUGCUCCAGUCUACCAGUUUCUGAAGUCAAGUGCUGGAGGAUUUUUAGGUGAUCUGAUCAAGUGGAAUUUUGAGAAGUUCUUGUUGGGCAAAAAUGGUAAAGUUUUUGAGAGAUACCCUCCAACAACAUCGCCUUUCCAAAUUGAGGUAUGUUUCAGUCCUUACCGAAAAAUCUAUAUAAGUUCCUGGGUAUUCAGUUUGUUCUUAAAUCAUGGACUGUUUAAAUAUGUUGCAGAUAGUUGGAAGCCAUAAUGAGGGGUUUAUAGUAUCAUACUGUCAUUUAUAUCUAUCUCGGUACUGUAUGUUUGAGUUAUUAAGGCAUUUAACCCAUCACAUUGUUUCCAAUAUAAAUGUCAUUAAGAAAGCAUUGAUGUGUGGGGAAUGGGAGUAGUAAGAGUGUAGAACAGGCUGCAUAGGAUCAUCUGGCCUGUUCUGUUUGAACUCCUUGUUUCAUAGACAAUAUGUGUGUGCAAACUCACAAAGUCAUAAAAGACUGUUCCAGAUUACAGUGGUUAAAAACUAUGCAGUGUUUACCAAUACAUGUAGAUUUGUUUAAUAUUAAUUGCAAUUAGUUUUAGUUUCCUGGGAAAGCAAGUCACAAGUACUACUUGCAGCUGAGAAAUUUAUUGCCACUUGUUGGGACUAUAUUCUGAUAAUAGUAAUUUGGAUAAUUUAUUUUCUUUUUUGGGUUAUUUGUUACCAUGAUUUAUGCUAGUGCUUUGCAAGAUCUUAUUAGUUUUGAUGUUAUGUAGAACUAAACACUGUUUUUCAAUGUCCCCAGAGAUCACCAAAGCAAUUUUUUCGCUUAUACUUCAAAUUAGAUGGUGUAGAAUAUAAUCUUAUUCCUGAGUAUUUAUUCUCGUCUAAAGUUGAAUAUGGCUCAUAUGCCUGUCAAAACUUUAAUUUCAUUGUACCUAUAAGGUAUACUGUAAAACCAAAUGUGUCAUUUAGCAUUUUGUUGGUGAUUUUGCAUACAAAAGCUGGAAAGCACUAAAACAUCUUGAUGUUGCGGUUCCCUUCUAAAUUAAAAAUAGAUGUCCUCUGCUUAUGUUGCUUCUGUAACUUUCUGUUUCAUCUGUUCCAGAGGGACAUUCAAAAGCUUCUUGCGGCAUAAAUGUUCAUUGGGUGCAAACGUGCAUGGCAUCUCUGGCCAAGACAACUCGUGAGGGGGAAAAACGUGUAAAUUUCAGGUUUAAGAGUACGUAAUACAUAAUUUUCACGUGAGCUCUUUUAUACAUCCAUAUAUGUGUGCCCGCAUGAGUCAAAACACAUAAUUGUGUUAUCUAUUAGAGGUGUUUUUGUGGCAUAUGUUUCUAAAAGUGGCUUUCUUCCUUCCUUUUCUCUCUCAAUCCCUCAUUUGGUUUUCAUAACUUUCUGUAAUAUGGAUUGAGGAAUCAAGCAGGAAUGCAGGAUCUCCAUGUUCAGGAUUGAAAAAUUCUUAUAAAUAGAAUCUUAAAUCUUAAGCAUUGAAA